AUGCGUCGAGCGCUCUCUUCUUCCUUGCGAAGAAUGUGUCUAACGACGAGCGAGAUAGAAGGAGCGACGACGACGUCUACUUCGUACCAUCGAAUCGUUCCUUCCGCCGCUCGAUGCUUAUCAGGUGGUUUUAAAAAUUCUUUUUCUUCUUCUUCGAUCGAAAAAGAACAACAACAACAACGAAAAACAAAACUUUCCGAGAGAGGCAUCGUCGUCGAGCCCGGUUCGAGCAUCGCCGCCGAAGGUGUUUUAGGUUUGAACAACUUGCGAGACGUUCCUGGAUCGAGAAAGUAUCAGAAACGAAAAGGUAGAGGUAUCGGAUCGGGAAAAGGGAAGACCGCUGGUCGAGGACACAACGGACAAAAGUCGCGUUCAGGUGGAGGACCGAGACUAGGUUUUGAAGGCGGACAAACGCCAUUAAGAUUGACGUUACCCAAACGCGGGUUUACGAACAAAAACCAGAUGCGAUUUAAUGUUCUAAAUUUAUCUGAGAUCCAGCGAACGUUUGAAAACGAAAAGAACGUCGCUUUCAGCUCUGAAACGAUCGGGAACGUCGUGACGAUGAAACACUUAUUAGCCGCCGGAUUGCUCGAUCGAAGAACGAGAUUCGGAGUGAAGCUGUUGGCUGGAAACUGUAAAAUGGACGACAUUGAAGACGUGGAAGAAGAUGAAUUCGACGAUGAAGAAGAGGAUAAUGAGAGGAUGAAGAAAAAGAAUGUACCAUUUACGCUUAAAUUGGAUAUAGAAGUGUCUCGGUGUUCAGAAACAGCAAAGGCGCUCAUCGAAAAGAACGGAGGACGAGUUACCAAAGUUCACUACAAUCGAUUAGGAUUACGCGCGCUAUUGAAACCGCACAAAUUUCCGAGAGGAUUACCGAAACCAGCGAGGACGCCACCGAGACUUUUGAAGCAUGUUGACCGCGAGGGCACCUUAGAUUUAGAAGAGCGCAAAGCGUUCGUUUGA
Bathycoccus prasinos is the source of this 963-nucleotide messenger RNA. Its product is annotated as 50S ribosomal protein L15. NCBI's taxonomy places the organism in Eukaryota, Viridiplantae, Chlorophyta, Mamiellophyceae, Mamiellales, Bathycoccaceae. Gene Ontology annotation, biological process: translation. Gene Ontology annotation, molecular function: structural constituent of ribosome. Gene Ontology annotation, cellular component: mitochondrial large ribosomal subunit. Bases 1 to 963 code for a protein of 320 amino acids. The transcript has a single exon. The record is from RefSeq and is a predicted model, not a curated record.